AUGUCUUCCUUGACCCUGGUGUGGAAACUAGGAGCCUCGUAUUCCGAGGUUUGGUCAGCAGAAGUGGACAAUGUGGUAAAGCAGGCGGUCCACAACCUCGCCAAGAUUGUUCAACGUGGUUCUAGACUGCCCAGCCUGGAUGCAAAAUCAGGAAAACCCCCAAAAAGAUCACAAGAAAAAGGAUAUACGUAUCCAAUUGAAGCAGAUAUAUAUGUCAAGGACGAAUUUGAUCCUAACAGCAUUGUGCUUGUCCAGACUUUGCAAUUACUGAAUCAAAAAGUAGAGGAACAAGAUCAUAAGUUGUUAAAAGAUAUUGUCUCAAGAAUAGCAAAUGAGUCUGUCAGUUCAAAAAACUACUCUGUUUUUAAAGAGUAUGUAAGGAGAUUUGUCAAUGGUCUAGGCUUUAGUGAGAAGUUUUCAGUCAAUGAAACAGAAGACAUCUUUAACAUACUGAUAGAGAUAUGGGAGAAUCCAAAAUUUGCAAGUUAUGUGUUGAAGAAAGUUUACAAUGAGGAUGUAAGUGAUGCUGUGAUACCCAUAGGAAAGGAGAUCUCGGAUCAGUUGCCUGAGGAUGUUCAACAGUUAGAUCCGAAAGCAAUAACUCUCUUUUAUAAAGCUCUUAAAGAUGGAAAAGAAAAAGUCAAUAAUAUUCGCCUGAUGGUCUUAGGAAUGUGUGGUGUGGGAAAAACCUCUUUGGUGAAAAAUUUGAUUCGAGAUUUUCGCAAAAAAUUAUCAGAACCUCUGAGCACUGAAGGCAUUGAUGUCCAUAGGUGUAAGUUGACGACAGAUGGUGAUUGGUUUUUAGAUAAAGAAUUAAAAGUGGUCAGGUAUGAAUAUCGCAUGCAAAAAGUCGUUACUAAGAACACGAAUCCAGCAACUUCAGCUAAUGAUGAAAUUGCUAGCAGUCACGAUUUGUUUGUUAACACAGUCACAUCUAGUAAGGAUCAUGAAACUCAAACUCAAAGUGAACCAUUACAAACUAUCAAAGAAAAAAUAGCCUUGCAUAAAGAAGAUGAUAUAGUAGGACUUAAGUUUGCCAAAAUGAUGGUUGAAACUUCCAGUGAUCAUUCAGAAAAGAGAAAGGCUUUGCUUGAUGAAUCAAAAAAUGAGGUUACUGUGUCUGUUUGGGAUUUUGCAGGUCAGCCACAGUACUAUUCAACUCAUCAGUUCUUCUUGAAUAAGAGGUCAAUAUACAUAGUGGUGAUGGACAUGACAAAAGAAUUGAAAGAUGCUGUAGGUGAUUCUGAAGAAAUUGGAAUUUGGUGCGGUUCUGUUGAUGAUUGUACCUAUUUGGACAUAUUUAAAUUUUGGCUGAAUGCAAUUCACAUGAACAGUGAUUAUCAAUCUAAAACACAACAAAGAAAGACAAUAAAGAAAACUGUUAUUUUAGUUGGCACUCGAAAAGACAAAAUGAAGGGUAAUGAUCUUGAAGAAAAAGAGAAUAUAAUGAAUUCCUAUUUUGACAAUGCUUUAUUUAGCUUUGAUCAUGGCUCACCAAUUUUUGAACACAUUUACCCGAAGAGAUUUCUUGUAGAUAAUUUGACUCCGAAUGAUUCUGCUUUUGCAGAGUUACGGAAAGAAAUUGUAAGUUUGGCUGCGGAGCAAGAUUAUUGGGGUGAAGAAUAUCCUGUUCGAUGGAUUCAUAUGGAACAAACACUGGACAAAAUGAGAGAUGAAAAGCGACAAAUAGAACAUAUAAAAACGGUUGAAGAAGAAGAUUUAAAAAACUUACACCCAUUGGGUAAAGAAGAACUAACCUUGUUUCUUGAAAUACAGCACAAACAAGGGAAUAUCAUUUUUUUCAACACAGGCGAACUUAAGAAUUUUGUUGUUCUUGCACCUCAAUGGAUCAUUGAAGCUUUUAGAUGUUUUAUCCCUCAUAAUCAGAAAAUAGAAUCAACCGUUUUGAAAGAUUGGGAAGAAUAUAUAAAGCAUGCAAUUCUCAAACCAAAUGUUCUCCUUGAAGUUAUGAAAAACAGUCCUCCCUAUAUUCAUGAAUAUAAGAAUGCUGUUGUGAGAUACAUGGAAUAUCUAAAUGUUAUUGCAAAACCUGUAACAAGUGUUUUGGAUAUAACAGGAGUCCUGGAUCAACAAAAAAGAGUAUGUGAAGAAACUAGUGGCAUAGAUGAUCACAAUCCUACAAUGUUAGAUUGCCACAUCGUUCCCUGUCUAUUGAGAUUUCCACCACCGCCACUAAAAAAAUUUACUUCACCUGAUAUACCUCGAACACCAGUUUUAGCUUUUGUGUUUUGCGGAAAAUUUAUGCCCCCUUCUUUUUUCCACAGGCUUGUAGCUGUGUGCAUUCGUGCCUGGCCUAUCAGCAAGGAAAGUAACCUAUAUUGUUUAUUUAACGGCUUGGCUAUAUUUGCUCUCAAUUCAAGUUCAACAUAUACGUUGAGAAUAUGGUAUAGGGAUUUCAUCAUUUAUGCAAGGAUAGCAUGUUAUUCUAAAAACGCGAAGUUAGAAGAGUUCGUCUGGCUUUUUCAAGGGGUGCGUCACAAACUUGAGAAAAGUUUACAUGACUUUGUGUGUCAAUCUUCCUCCGAAUUUGAAGAGUAUAUUCAGUGCCCAAACAUGCAAGAGUACAUUCAUAAUGAAGGAUUGUUGAGAGUGGCACAGUUCAAGUAUGAAACGGAGAUAUUUUGUUCAUAUUGUAGUAUUCCGCACACUGUAAAACAAUCAGAUGCUUUGAAACAUUGGUUCAAAGAAUGGCUGGAUCAAAAAGAAACUGAUGAUAAUUAAUACAGGAAGAAAUAUUUGGUGUAGAAUUGAUCAUUUCAAUUCUAAAAUGUUAGAUUGCCACUUUGUUCCUUGUCUACUGAGCAGGGCAUCACAAACACUAGACCGUUUGUUUUUUUAAACAGACGUUAAUGUUGCCCACCAGAACGGCUUUGCGAAUGACUAAUUGAAAAGAUUGCUGAGAAUUUUGUUUAAUGUACUCAAGGAGCUUCAAUUUUCAAGUUUGACAUUUUUCAAUGGUUUUGUCUAAAUACAUAACUUUUGAAAGUGAGGUAUUGCAAAUUCUUUUUUUUUGCAUUGUUUGAAAAGUUGCCAUGGUAAUAUUAACACUUUCAAGACAGAUACAGAAUAUAGUAUCCAUUUAUAUUCUGAAAUCAUUAAAUUGUAAUUUGUUUCUGUAACAAUUUUAGUAUGCCACCCUUCAAAGAAGAGGGGGUAUAUUGUUUUGCUUGAUGUCGGUAGACCAGUUCGUUUCCGAUCAAUAACUCGUCAACGACUUGAUCAAUUGGCGUGAUACUACAUAUAUGCAUUGGUGUUGGACAGUAGAUAACUCCUAUUGAAAUUGGGGUCACUUGGUUAAAGGUCAAGGUCACUGUCACAUUUAGUUUGAAAAUCGUUUCCAAUCAAUAACUCGUCAACGAAUCAACCGAUUUGAUUUAUGUUUCACAUGUGCAUUUGCCUUGGACAGUAGAUGACCCCUAUUGAAAUUGGAGUCACUAGGUCAAGGUCACUGUCACAAUAAGUGUGAUAAUCGUUUCCGAUCAAUAACUUGUCAACGAAUUAACCAAUUGGCUUGAUACUUCACAUGUGGACAGUAGAUGACCACUAUUGAAAUUUAGAACAAAGGUCAUGGUCAUUGUCACAAUAAGUGAAAAUCUUUUCAGAUCAAUAACUUGUCAAUAAAUUGUACGAUUGGCUCGAUACUUCACAUGUGCGUUGGCCUUGGAGGUAAAUGACCCCUAAUUAUACUACCAUAGUAUUCUUUAAGUGACUAAGUCACAUUGAUAUGAUAAGAUUAAGUAUUAUGGUCAGUUAUGUUGCAUAAAAUCAUGGCCCUGUGUGUGUGGGGGGAUAAAUUCCAAAUAAAUAAAUAUAUUGUUAUAAAAGUUUCAUUUAUUGAAAUCAUUGUACAAAAACUAUAUCAUUCUUUAUUGAAAAUAGUGCAUGUUUAUUGAUUUGUAUAGUGAUUAAAUGUCAAACAGGCACCCUUACUACUUGUACUUGCCUGUUUCAUCAAAUAUUUAAUAUGAGGAUUUUUAUUUCACAUUAUAUGAUUACCAUAUAAGUAUUGUUUCCAUUUUUUGUGCAUGAGUUGAAUUCGUUUAAAAUUUAUAUGAAUGUAAAACAUUUUCUAUUUUGUCUCGAGUUAUUCGAGGUUUGAUUGUUUUUCAUGUAUGUGUUUCCUAUUGUUCUCUGACCAAGAGUGUACUUUUUUUAGCUCAUCUGAGCACAACGUUCUCAUGGUGAGCUUUUGUGAUCACCUUUUGUCCGUUGUCCGUCAUCAACAUUUUGCCUUGUUAACACUCUAGAGGCCACAUUUAUUGUCUGAUCUUCAUGAAACUUGGUCAGAAGAUAUGUCUUAAUGAUAUCUUAAUCGAGUUCGAAAUUGGAUCACAUGAUAUCAAAAACUAGGUCACUAGGUCAAAUAAAAGAAAAAGCUUGUUAACACUCUAUAGAAGUCACAUUUAUUUCCAAUCUUCAUGAAACUUUGUCAGAACAUUUGUCCCAAUAAUAUCUCAGCUGAGUUCGAAAAUGGUUCAGGCCAGUUGAAAAACAUGGCCAACAGGGGGUGGGGCAGUUUUCCUUAUAUGGCUAUAGUAAAACCUUGUUAACACUCUUACUUCUAGUCCAAUCUUCAUGAAACUUGGUAAAAACAUUUGUUCUAAUGAUAUCUCAGCUGAGUUUUAAAAUGGUUCCGGUUCGUAAAAAAACAUGGCCGCCAGGGGUUGGGGCAGUUUUGCUUACAUGGCUGUAGUAAAACCUUGUUAACACUCUAGAAGUCACAUUUAUAGUCCAAUCUUCAUGAAACCUGGUCAUAACAUUUGUCUCAAUCAUAGCUCGGUUGAGUUAAAAAGUUAAAAAUUGGUUCUAGUCCGUUAAAAAAUAUGGCCGCCAGGAGGCGGAGCAGUUUUCCUAAUAUGGCUUUAGUAAAACCUUGUUAACACUCUAGGAGUCACAUGUACAGUCCAAUCUUCAUGAAACUUUGUCAGAACAUUAGUUCUUAUGAUAGCUCAGCUGAGUUUGAAAAUAGUUCCUGUCCGUUGAAAAUCAUGGCCACCAGGGGGCGGGGCAGUUUUCCUUAUAUGGCUAUAGUAAAACCUUGUUAACAUUCUAGAAGUAACAUUUUUAUUCCAAUCUUUGUGGAACUUGGUCAGAACAUUUGUACUAAUGAUAUCUCGGCUGAGUGUGAAAAUGGUGCCGGUCCGUUGAAAAACACGGCCAACAGGGGUGGGGCAGUUUUCCUUAUUUGGCUAUAGUAAAACCUUGUUAACACUCUAGAAGUCACAUUUAUAGUCCAAUCUUUAUUGAACUUGGUCCGAAGAUUUGUUCUAAUGAUAGCUCGUCUGAGUUAAAAAUUGGUUACAGUUCAUUGAAAAACAUGGCCUCCAUUGGAACGGCAGUUUUCCUAAAAUGACUAUAUUAAAACCAUGUUAACACUCUUGUUGUAAUGAGGAUAUUAGUGCACAAUGAUGAUGAGGAUGAUGAAGAUGAUGAUCAUAUACUGGUAAUGUAUUCAGAAACAGUAAGAACUACCCAAAUAUCUAAUUAUCCCCACGCUUUUUGAAAAGCGUGGGGAUAUUGUGGUUAUCUCCGCCGUCUGUCCGUCUGUCUGUCCGUCUGUCUGUCUGUCCUAGCCACUAUCUCCUCCUACACUGUAAGCACUAGAACCUUGAAUCUUACUCACAUGGUAGCUAUAAGCAUAUGUGCAACCCUGCACUAUUUGGAAUUUUGAUCUGACCCCUGGGUCAAAAGUGAUGGGGGUCGGGGCGGGCCGGGUCAGAGAUUUUCACUCAUUUUGUGUGUUAUUUUACAUCACUUUCUUCAUUUCUGCACCGAUUCACUUCAAAUUGAUUCAGAACCUCUCUUACGACAAUACGGUCAUUCUCAACUAUGCAUGGCCCCAUUACCAACCCUGGGGCGCCCCGCCCACAUAGACAACACCCACCCAAAAUUGCCUUUUACUAUAACUUCUUCAUUUCCACACGGAUUCACUUCUAAUUGAUACUGAACUUCUCUUAUGACAAUAUGGUCAAUCUCAACUAUGCAUGUACUAUGCAGUACUUGAAUAAACGUUGAACAUGCCCAAUAUUGCAUCUGUUAAUAUAAAGAAGACAAAAUAACAAAUCAAAACAAAUUUAUUUGUUAAACCACUGAAUUAUUUAAGAAUGAUGAAUUCACAAUUUUUUCCCAAACGAUCUGUUUCAUUGAAGCAAAUAUUCCCAAAGUUGCCAAAUUUGUCGAUAAAAAAUUCCCAAUUUGGUCAGACUCCUUUUCACAAAAUAUGCAGAAAACCCCCUGAUAUCUUGGACGAGUUCAAAAUUGAUGCAUGUUAGUUGAAAAGCAUGGCCGCCAGAGGGCGGGUAUUUUUCCUUAUAUGGCUAUAGUAAAUCUUGUUAACACUCUAGAGGCCAGAUUUUUUUCCGAUCUUCAUGAAACUUGGUCAGAUAAAUUGUCCCAAUGAUAUCUUGGAUGAGUUUGAAAAUGGUUUCGGUUGCUUUAAAAAACAUGGCCACCAGGGGGGGGGGCAUUUUUUCUUAUAUGGCUAUGUAUGGCUUUAGUAAAACCUUCUUAACACUCUAGAGGCCACAUUUAUUGUCCGAUCAGCAUGAAACUUGGUCACAAGAUAUCUCCCAAUGAUAUCUUGGAUGAGUUUGAAAAUGGUUCCGGUUGGUGGAAAACAUGGCCGCCAAGGGGGUAUGGCAUUUUUCCUUAUAUAGCUAUAGUAAAACCUUGUUUUCACUCUAGAAGCCACAUUUAUUGUCCGAUCAUCAUGAAACUUGGUCAGACGAUUUGUCUUAAUGAUAUCUUAGACAAGUUCGAAAAUGGUUGUAGUUGCUUGAAAGACAUGGCCACCAGGGGGCGGGGCAUUUUUCCUUAUAUGGCUUCAUGAAACUUUGUCAGAAUAUUAGUUUAAAUGAUAUCUUGGAUAUGUAUGAAAAUGUUUCUGGUAUGUUGAAAAAUAAGGCUGCCAGGGUGUUCACUAGUCAUGAAAGUUGGUUAGAACAUUUGUUCUAAUGACAUCUUGGGCUGCACAGAACAGGUCAGAUCCUUUGAAUCUCAGGUGAGCGACUUUCUGACCCUCUUGUUUUAUAAACAUUAACACACACACACACACAACUUCUUAUAACGCAUAUUAUGUAUAUAUCUGCCGAAACAACAAACCCUAUCUUUUCACAAAACAACGCUAACAACCCUUGCUUAAUUUUAUACUACUCAGGUGAGCAUCCCAAGGCCACCAUGACCCUCUUGUAUUAAAUUGUUGUAAUGCCGAAAUAUGUCGUAUUCUCUACAUUUGUUGUUACUGUCAUACGUCAGUGUUUAUGUCUCUUAUCUUGUAUGUAUCCAUUUGCAUCCUUUGUGAGAUUCACAGUGUUUUUUUCACUUCUAGGGGAAUGGCGGCGGGGCCCGUCCAAAGGGGAAAAAUGCGUCGUUUUUUAGGAAAAGGGGAAAAUUAAAAAUUCACUCUUUUAUAUGUAAUGAUAUUUAUUAUAUGAAUACACAUGUUUGUAUGAAUAUAAUAUUCACAGCAGAAUGUCUCUGUCCUUUUUCUGAAAUAUAUAUCAAUAAUUUUUUCAACAUUAGUUUCAGACAGUUCAGCCUUCAUGCACAGUCUCAGUUUUCUUAGCCAUUUUGAGUCGAAUUGAGUUUUUUAAAUCGAUUAAAUGGCAAAUUUGAGCUUUUUUUAUCAAUAAAAUGGACCAAAUUGGAAUGUUUUUAUCAACAAAUAUUGACACAAUAUAGAUACAUCAGGCCUUUUCCUUGCCAUUUUGGGAGAAAAAUGAAAUUCAUGUGACAAGUCCACUGAUUUGGAAAAACUUACUUAUCUUAUUUAAUAUAACACAUCACUUUAUAAUAAUUAAAAAUCAUAUAAAUUAUAGUUAUAUACUUUGUUAGUUAUUUAUGAAAUAAAUUUGAGAUAUAUUUGUCAUGAUUAUGAAACAGUUCUUUCUUAAAAAAAAAAAAAUAUUUUUUUUUUUUACUUCUGGAGGGGAUUUUUUUCACAAAAUGGGGGGAAAAUAUAUACUCUUUUUUGAGGAGAAUGGGGCCAUAUAUCGGCCCCGAAAUUGCCAUAAAAAACACUGAUUCAGUACAUUGUCCUUUGUUGGUGCAGCCAUAUACUUGCCAUGCAUGUUUUGUCCAGUCAGAUCGAGAGAUAUUAAUAAUAAAGAUUUGAUUGGUCAACACUUUAAAACCUUUGUUAGAGAUUGCGAAGUACUGACCACGCUGCUUUUUGACUGUUGCAAGACAAACUUCAUAUAUAUUGUUGUUGUGUUUUUUACUAUUUACAUUGCAUUCUUUCAACCUGGUGAGUUUAAAAUUAUUUGUAUUUACAGCAUAAUUUGUUCAGCAUAACGAAUGUAUUUGUUUAAUUAUCCCCACGCUUUUCAAAAAGCGUGAGGAUAUUGUGGUUAUCUCCGCCGUCUGUCCGUAGGUCCGUCCUGGCCAUUAUCUCCUCCUACACUAUAAGCACUAGAACCUUGAAACUUACACACAUGGUAGCUAUGAGCAUAUGUGCGACCCUGCACUAAUUGGAAUUUGAUCUGACCCCUGGGUCAAAAGUUAUGGGGGUUCGGGUGGAGCCGGUCAGAGAUUUUCACUCAUUUGUUUAUGUUAUUUUACAUUAACUUCUUCAUUUCUACACGAUUUACUUCAAAUUGAUACUGAACAUCUCUUAUGACAAUACGGUCAAUCUCAACUAUGCAUGGCCCCAUUACCAACCCUGGGGCGCCCCCUGGGUCAAACAUGCGGUGUGGGAAUACGCGUGCAGACGCCAUUUUUUUUACAUUAACUUCUUUAUUUCUACGAAGAUUUACUUCAAAAUGGUACUGAACAUCUCUUAUGACAAUACGGUCAAUCUCAACUAUGCAUGGCCUCAUUACCAGCCCUGGGACGCCCCGCCAACAUAGACCAUGCCCACCCAAAAUUUUGAUUUAACAUAACUUCUUCAUUUAUUCACCAAUUGACUUCAAAUUAAGUUUGAACAGCUCAUGGUCAAGAUCCCGAGCUAUUUGGGCAUAAUUAAAAUCCAAGCCAGAUUGGCGGUCAAUAUCCCAAGCUAUUUCAGCAUAAUUAAAAUCCAAGCCAGUUUGGUGGUCAAGAUCCCAAGCUAUUUUAGCAUUAUUAAAACCCAAGCCAUUUUGGAUGUCAAACCCCAAGCUAUUCCGUCACAAUUAAAAUCCAAGCCAGAUUGGCGGUCAAGACCCUAAGCUAUUUCAGCAUAAUUAAAAUCCAAGCCAGAUUGGCGGCCAAGACCCCAAGCUAUUUCAACAUAAUUUAAAUCCAAGCCAGUUUGGUGGUCAAGACCCCGAGCUAUUUCAGCAUAAUUAAAAUCCAAGCCAGAUUGGCGGCCUAGACCCCAAGCUAUUUCAGCAUAAAUUAAAUCCAAGCCAGUUUGGUGGUCAAGACCCCAAGCUAUUUCAGUAUUAUUAAAACCCAAACAUUUUGGAUGUCAAAACCCCAAGCUAUUCCGGCAUAAUUAAAAUCCAAGCCUGAUUGGCGGUCAAGACACCGAGCUAUUUCAGCAUAAUUAAAAUCCAAUCCAGAUUGGCGGCCAAGACCCCAAGCUAUUUCAGCAUAAUUUAAAUCCAAGCCAGUUAGAUGGUCAAGACCCCGAGCUAUUUCAGCAUAAUUAAAAUCCAAGCCAGAUUGGCGGCCUAGACCCCAAGCUAUUUGAGCAGAAUUUAAAUCCAAGCCAGUUUGGUGGUCAAGACCCCGGGCUAUUUCAGCAUUUUCUAAAUACAUGCCAGUUUGGAGAUCAAGAUCCCAAGCUAUUUCAUCAUCAUUCAUUAAAAUUCAAUCCAGUAUGGUGGUCAAGAUACCGAGCUUUUUCAGCAUAAUUAAAAUCUAAGCCAGUUUUGUGGUCAACACCCCAAGCGAUCCAGCCUUAUUAAAAUCCAAGCCAGUUUGGUGGUCAAGAUCCUGAGCUAUUUCAGCCUAAUUAAAAUCUAAGCCAGUUUGAUGGUCAAGAUCCCGAGCUUUUUCAGCAUAAUUAAAAUCCAAGCCAGUUUAUCCACCCCAGGGCCCCGCCCACAUAGGCCACACCCAGCCACAAUUGCCUUUUCGUCAGUCCGUCCUGGCCACUAUCUCCUCCUUCACUAUUAUCACUAGAACCUUGAAACUUAAACACAUGGUAGCUUGCGGCAUGGGGAUUCGCGUCGGCCUCUGCCGCGCCAUUUCUAGUUGUGUUUUGAAUAAAUUUUUGCACAUUGAACUAUUUUAUAAGUGAUCCAAAUGUUCUGAAAUGUUAUUGGAUGUUUUUGUUGGUUUUUGGUUAUGUUCAUAUAUAUUUAAUACAUACACAAAACACCCAGUUUUCUUUCAAGCGUCAACAAAAUUCAUUGAACCUCGAUAGGGUAUUUGGAUUUAUUCCAUUACCCUAUCCCACAACAUAUACAUUAGGAAUACAGCUGCAAAUAGUACAAUGACUUAAGGGAAAAAAAUUAGCCGUAUAUUUAUUGCUAACCCUUCUGUAUAUACAUUCUACAAGUUAUAAGUUUUGUGUGACAAAUCAGUAAUUUUUAUGUCCCCCAGGGGGGACAUAUUGUUUUUGCCCUGUCUGUUUGUUCGUUGGUUUGCAUCAAACUUUAACAUUUGCCAUAACUGCAAUAUUGAAGAUAGCAACUUGAUAUUUGGCAUGUAUUCCACGGAGCUGCACAUUUUGAGUGGUGAAAGGUCAAGGUCAAAGGUCAAAUAUAUGGGUGAAAAUCACUAAACUUUAUCAUUUGCCAUAUUUUUUGCAAUAUUAAACAUAGAAACUUCAUAUUUGGCAUGCAUGUGUGUCUCAUGGAAAUGCACAUUUUGAUUGAUGAAAGGUCAAGGUCAUCCUUCAAGGUCAAAGGUCAAAUAUAUGUGUCAAAAUCGCUCAUUUACUAUACACUAAAACUUCGUAACGACUUUUCAAAUGCAUAUGGAGUUGCACAUUUUAAUUUGUACAAUGUUAAGGUCAAGGUCAUCAUGAAAGGUCAAGGUCAUCAUGAAAGGUCAAAGGUCAUUUACAAAGGUCAAUUUUCAUUUUUAAUAUGCCAAAACGUCAGUACCAAUUUAUAAAGAUACUUUAUAGUUUACAUGCAUGUGUUACUCAUACAGCUGAACGUAUUAGUCGGUGACAUGUCAAGGUCAUCCUUCAAGGUCAUAUACUUAAAAAUGCCUAUACCUUUUAACUAUUUUACAUAGCAUGUCAAACAUUUGCCAUAACUUUUGCAAUAUUGAACAUAGCAACUUCAUAUUUGGCAUGCAUGUGUAUCUCAUUGAGAGGCACAUUUUGAGUGUUGAAAGUUCAAGGGCAUCCUUCAAGGUCAAAGUCAUCCUUCAAGGUCAAAGGUCAAAUAUAUGGGUAAAAAUCGCUCAAUUAAUAAACACUUCAAAGCAACUUCAUAUUUGGCAUGCUGGGGGGCAUAGUGUUUCUCAAACACAUCUUGUUAAUUUAUGUAAGUAUAUCAAAGAAGCUUUUAUUAGAAGAAAUACGAUCCUUAAUAAUACCGUGUAAUACAUUUCAUUUUCGCCUCUAUUAAAUAUACUUGUUCUUGAAAUGGAUUGUGUUAAAUUGUAUUUAUAUUCUUUAAAGGAUGUUGCAUAAUGUUAUGUUGUUAUAGAAAUUCACGUGACAGAAAAUAAUGUUGAUAUGUACGUAUGAAGAUGGUGUACUGUUGUAUAAGUCAGAAUAAACUGUCUGUCUGUCUGUCUGUCUGUCUGUCUGUCUGUCUGUCUGUCUGUCUGUCUGUCUGUCUGUUUGUCUGGUAUUUUUAUGUUGUUUAAAUAAGGUGUGUUUCAUAAAUGACAAAUGCUUGAUCAGUGUGUGUUUGGUAUUAUGCAUUAAUUUAUAGACAAGCCAAACAUGAAAUAAAAUUGAUCGUAUGUAUUUACAAACAUGCACAAUAGGGGUGCGUGUGUUUACUUAUCGGGCAUAUACAUUGUACAUUAGAUUUAUACUUUGUGGAAUAAAUGAUGAGUCUGAUUAUGCAUAUAUAAGAGUAUAUACAAGCUGUUAAUAUAACGCGUUUUAUGUUCCAUUUUUAGCUCGACUAUUAUAUAUAAAACAUAUAUAUUGCAUCUAUCCUACUCACCUCGGCGUUGGUGUGAGCGUGAGCGUUGGAAUGUCAAAGUUUGUGUACCACCUCUAAUAUUUUCUUGAUAUAUUGCUUUUAUAUUUUGCAUACUUCUUUACCAACAUGACCCCAAUCUAUAAAAAAGAGCAGACAACUGUAUCAAGCAUUUUGUAAGAAUUAUGUUCCCUUUUUAUACUAAGAAAAUUGAAAAUUUGGGUAAGUUUUGUGUUUAGGUCCACUUUAUUCCUAAAGUAUCAUAGCUAUUGCUCUCAGACUUGGAACAUUCGCUAACUAUCAUAAGGGGUCUGUACAGGAAAAGUUGCAUAACUCUGGUUGGCAUUUUGACGGAAUUAUGGCCCUUUUUUGACUUAGUAACUUUGAAUAUUUUGUUAAAUUUUGUGUUUAGAUCCACAUUACUUCUAAAGUAUCAAGGCUAUUUCUUUCAAACUUCAAAUACUUUCUAAUUAUCAUUAGGGUACUGUACCUGGCAAGUUGAAUUCGACCUUGACUUUUGAAUGACCUUGACUCAAGGUCAAAUUAUUAAAUUUUGCUAAAAUUAUUUAUUUAUUAUUUAUGAUCAGAUUUUAUUCAUGCUUUGACAAAACAACACUUACCUGACAUACCACAAUGGACUCCAACCAAACCAUCCCCACGCCCCAUCUCAGAAUCCCCCCCCCCCAAAAAAAAAUUUUUAUCUUUAUUAUUUUAUUUUUGAAAGACCGUCCAUCCAUCCCACCCAAGCUAUUGCUAUCAAACUUGAAAUAAAAUCUAAUAAUUUGUUUUAUGUCUUUAUGUCAUAAGCGAUCAAUAUGUUUCAAUUAUAGUCCUCUUCCAGUUAGAAUAUGACUAUAUUACCUUGAGCUUAUUGAAUAUGAAAAAUUUCGCCAUGAUGGCUUACGUUAUACUGUCAAGCACUGGAAUAGUAGAGAGUGUACUGUCUUCUGACAGCUCUUGUCAAUGUAGUUGUUUGUAAAAUAAAAGCUUAUGUUUUCUCUAAAUAAUAUACGGAUACUGUUUAAAGUGUUAAGGUUUCUGUUUCAAACUUCGAAAUUGUUUAUCUGUUAAUAAAGAUGAGCAAGUUAGACACAAAAAUAUGAGAUUGGUGACAUAGAAUUACAAAACUUGAACAAUAAUACUAUGAUUUAAGUAAAUGUUACAAGUUUUUAUUAACAAAGUGCUUAAUAAUUAUUAUAAUUAUAAUAGUAUAAUUAUAUACAUCUACUCAUUUAUUAUAUGCCCUGGAUUUUACUUUACACUGUUCUAUAAACAAUACAUAUAUCAUAUGUAAAUGUCAAAAUGACAUAUACUGCUACUUAUAUAUUUAUAAUAAACGGUAAUGUAAUAUGUCGAUUGUACAUAGAUCAAAUACACAAAGAUGAUUUGAUUAAAUUCAAUGAAACUUAA
Messenger RNA from Dreissena polymorpha, 13409 nucleotides. RefSeq lists its product as uncharacterized. The transcript has 2 exons. Lineage: Eukaryota; Metazoa; Mollusca; Bivalvia; Myida; Dreissenidae. The record is from RefSeq and is a predicted model, not a curated record. The coding region runs from base 1 to 2742 and encodes 913 amino acids.